CAAGAAAGAAACAGCUGAGAAAGCUUCAAAUUUUCUAAUGCUUGUGUUUCACUGAUCUAUAUAAUAUGUGAAGCAUUUUGCUUGCUCAUUCAUUACCUAACACUGACAACUCCAUAUCUUCUUACCCUUUUGUGAAUGAAAUAAAAUACCCACAAUGGAACACCCUUCAAAACAGAGGCUUUGACAAUGUGUGUGAUUUGGGUGUGUGUGAAUGAGGUUUAUUUCAAAUGGGGUUUUGUUUUUCUCUCUUAAAUAUUGCUAGGGUUUGAUUUUGGUUCAUUUUGGAGAAGGAAGAGUGAACUUUGGUGAAGGAAGUGACACAACCAAUCAGCAGGGGAACUUGGCAUUUGCAGAGAUGGCAUCUGAUCUUAACAAAACUCUAUCAAAGACUUAUGUUGGUAUGCAGUUGUGGGUACUAAUUGUGAUUGUUCUGGCGGUGACUUUUGUGAUCAUCCUUGGGUUAUCGCUAUGGCUUACUUUUCGAAAGAAAUCCAGAAAGGCUAUUGACAUGCUCCCUGUGAGACAAUUUCCAGUUGAUUCAGAGGAAAUAAAAGACAUAAGAGUCGAUCAAGUUUCAUCAAACAAUGAUAGUUUCCCCACCCUCAUUGAUAAAGUUAAUGACAGGGAAUCUGAGAAGGUAUUGGUACCACAAGAAGAAAAUGGAGAUGAGAGUGUCCAAUCAGGCUCCUUUAAUAUUUUAGAGAAAACUGUAGCAGGGUCUCAGCUGGCUGAGGAAGGAGGCACUGGGCAGGUAUCUGUCUACCGGCCAUCUUCACAUCCUUUGACUGCCCCUUCACCUCUGUCUGGUCUGCCUGAAUUUUCACAACUGGGCUGGGGUCAUUGGUUCACCUUGAGAGACCUACAAUUUGCAACCAACCGGUUUGCCCAAGAUCAUAUUAUUGGUGAUGGGGGAUAUGGAGUUGUUUAUCAUGGUACUCUGAUUAAUGGGACUCCUGUUGCAGUGAAGAAGCUCCUCAACAAUCCAGGACAAGCUGAUAUGGAUUUUAGAGUGGAAGUUGAGGCUAUAGGGCAUGUGCGGCAUAAAAACUUAGUUCGACUUCUGGGGUAUUGUAUCGAAGGAACACACAGGUUAUUGGUAUAUGAGUAUGUCAACAAUGGCAAUCUAGAGCAAUGGCUCUGUGGAGAUAUGCAUGAUCGUGGAUAUCUGACUUGGAAGGCUCGCAUGAAAAUUCUUCUUGGUACCGCUAAGGCGCUGGCUUAUCUCCAUGAAGCCAUUGAGCCAAAGGUAGUACAUAGAGACAUAAAAUCAAGCAACAUAUUGAUUGAUGACAACUUUGAUGCUAAGAUAUCUGAUUUUGGUCUAGCCAAACUAUUGGGUGCUGGAAAAAGUCAUGUUACAACUAGAGUUAUGGGAACUUUUGGUUAUGUUGCUCCUGAAUAUGCCAAUUCUGGCCUUCUAAAUGAGAAGAGUGAUGUUUAUAGCUUUGGUGUUGUGCUCUUAGAAUCAAUUACUGGAAGGUAUCCAGUGGAUUAUGGCCGUCCGCAGCCUGAGGUUAAUAUGGUUGAGUGGCUCAAAAUGAUGGUUCAGCUCAGGCGCUCAGAAGACGUGGUAGACCCAAAUCUUGAGACUAGACCAUCAACAAGUGCUCUUAAACGGGCUCUUUUGACUGCUUUGAGAUGUGUUGAUCCAGAUUCUGACAAAAGACCAAAGAUGAGUCAAGUGGUUCGGAUGCUUGAAUCAGAGGAAUACCCUCUUCCACGAGAGGAUCGAAGACGCCGAAGGAAUCAAGCAGGGGCUACAGAGGCCGAGUUUCAACAGGAGAGUUCUGAUGCUGAAAGGAAAGAAAAUCCACAAGCAAGGUUGAAUACCACAAGGAACCAGCAGACAUAGACUUUGACAAAGUCAUUUAUAGAAUUCAGAUGUAAGCACAAGGGUGUAUCUUAUAUUCUUUUGACUUUAACAAAGUCUCCGGACAGCCAGCCGGACAGUUGAGAUUAAGGGCAGGAAACGAUGGGGAUCCAAAGAAUCCUAUAUGGUUAGUCCGUUAGUGAUUACAUUGUACAGGUCUUUUGUGGGGCUUUUCCUUAAUUUUAUAUAUAUUUUUUUUAUAUUAUAUUUUGAAAAUUAUAGAAUCUUUUGGGUUGUAAGUACUUAUUUUUAGGGUGAAUAUUUCUGGAUGCCACCAUUGGCAGAACAGGAAAAAAAAACUAAAAAUUCAAAUUUUUAUUUUUUGCGUGGCAGAA
Molecule: messenger RNA, 2205 nt
Organism: Mangifera indica (mango)
Lineage: Eukaryota; Viridiplantae; Streptophyta; Magnoliopsida; Sapindales; Anacardiaceae
Product: probable receptor-like protein kinase At5g18500
Exons: 8
Coding region: 356-1852 (498 amino acids)
Biological process (GO): protein phosphorylation
Molecular function (GO): protein kinase activity; ATP binding
Source: RefSeq, a predicted model, not a curated record